Sarcophilus harrisii (Tasmanian devil) is the source of this 1426-nucleotide messenger RNA. RefSeq names its product GDP-mannose pyrophosphorylase B (gene GMPPB). Gene Ontology annotation, cellular component: cytoplasm. Bases 153 to 1238 code for a protein of 361 amino acids. Lineage: Eukaryota; Metazoa; Chordata; Mammalia; Dasyuromorphia; Dasyuridae. Gene Ontology annotation, molecular function: GTP binding; mannose-1-phosphate guanylyltransferase (GTP) activity. The record is from RefSeq and is a predicted model, not a curated record. Gene Ontology annotation, biological process: GDP-mannose biosynthetic process; cell wall mannoprotein biosynthetic process. The transcript is spliced from 10 exons.
CUGCCCGGCCAUGGGCGGGCCUCGGCGCCCGGCCCCUCCCCCCGCACUGCGCGGCCGCCUGCGGCCUGUCACAGGCCGGGAGAGGCCUCGGACUCGAGAAGGCGGCUGUGGGCGGAGCCGGAUCCGCGGCCGCAGGGCACUGCACGGGCGCGAUGAAGGCGCUGAUCCUGGUGGGCGGCUACGGCACGAGGCUGCGGCCGCUGACCCUGAGCACGCCCAAGCCGCUGGUGGACUUCUGCAACAAGCCCAUUCUGCUCCACCAAGUGGAGGCGCUGGUCAAGAAGGCUGGGGUGAAUCAUGUGAUCCUGGCUGUGAGUUACAUGUCUGAGAUGUUAGAGAAGGAAAUGAAGGAACAGGAGCUCCGGCUGGGGAUUCGCAUCUCCAUGUCCCAUGAACAGGAGCCUCUGGGAACAGCGGGGCCCCUGGCGUUGGCCAGGGAGCUGCUCACGGAGAACUCGGACCCCUUCUUCGUCCUCAACAGCGACAUCAUCUGCGACUUCCCUUUUGCCGCGAUGGUGCAGUUCCAUCGGCAUCACGGGCAGGAGGGGACCAUUGUGGUGACCAAAGUGGAGGAGCCCUCCAAGUACGGGGUGGUGGUGAGCGAGGCGGACACGGGCCGCAUCCACCGCUUUGUGGAGAAGCCCCAAGUGUUCGUGUCCAACAAGAUCAAUGCCGGCAUGUACAUCUUCAGCCCCAGCGUGCUGCAGCGCAUCCAGUUACAGCCUACAUCUAUCGAGAAGGAAAUCUUCCCUGUGAUGGCCAAGGAGGGGCAGCUGUACGCCAUGGAGCUCCCGGGCUUCUGGAUGGACAUCGGGCAGCCCAAGGACUUCCUGACGGGGAUGUGCCUCUUCCUGCAGUCACUGAGGCAGACGCAGCCUGAGCGGCUCUGUUCCGGCCCUGGCAUCGUGGGCAACGUGCUGGUGGAUCCGAGUGCCAGGAUCGGGCAGAACUGUAGCAUCGGCCCCAACGUCAGCCUGGGCCCUGACGUGGUGGUGGAGGACGGCGUGUGCAUCAAACGGUGCACCGUGCUGCGAGGCGCCCACAUCCGCUCUCACUCGUGGCUCGACUCCUGCAUCGUGGGCUGGAGCUCCCGCGUGGGCCAGUGGGUACGCAUGGAGAAUGUGACUGUGCUGGGAGAGGAUGUCAUUGUAGGCGACGAGCUCUACCUCAACGGGGCCAGCGUGUUGCCCCACAAGUCCAUUGGCGAGUCGGUGCCCGAGCCACGAAUCAUCAUGUGAACCAAGGUGCUGAGUGGGCAGCCCCCACUUCCCUGGGCAAAGCUCAGGUGCUUCUGUGCCUCCAAGGGGAGGGACCUGAUGCCCUCUCCCCAACCCUGAGCUCACCACAAAGGGAAGGGGGAAGGCCCCUGUAAAUAGCUCUGUUUAUAAUGUAAGAGUUUAAACAAAGCUGGAGUUAUAUUGUUUAA